GAGACCUGGACAGGGAGAGAGAGGAGUGGGAGAGACGGAGGCAGGAGAUGGAAAGAGAGAGUGGAAGACCAGGAGAGUACGAGGAGGAAGGAGGAGUAAGACCCUAUCCAGGGCCAGAAUAUGACGAUUUGAAGGGCGCUCCGGGUGAAAAUGGACUUCCGGGACCAAAGGGGGAACUUGGUGAAAAGGGACACAAGGGUGAGCCAGGUAUUGGCCACAGAGGUCCUGUGGGACAGGCUGGUCCACCUGGAACUAAGGGUGAGCCUGGUGAACUGGGGCCUUCUGGUGCUCAGGGUAUCCAGGGUAUCCGUGGUAACCCCGGUAUUUCAGGUUCUCAGGGCUUGAGGGGCCAACCAGGAGACCCAGGAGAGGCGGGGAGAGAGGGAGACAGGGGUAGAAGGGGUAAGAAUGGAUCACCCGGGACUCCAGGAGCUAAAGGGACACCAGGAAUAGAGGGUCCACCUGGUCUACCUGGGACGAAAGGAGAAAAGGGCGACAGUAUCCCGGGGGAACCAGGGGCCAGGGGUGUGGUCGGCAUCACAGGUCGCAGGGGUGAAAAGGGCAUUGCAGGAGUCUUAGGAGCCCCAGGACACACUGGUCCAAAGGGCUUCCCGGGCAGCAAAGGAGCAAAGGGCGACAGAGGUUUAGCAGGAAUACAAGGAGAAAGGGGAAGCCCCCUCCAAAUCCAGGGACCGAGAGGCUACAAGGGCUUAAAAGGAGAAGGGGGAGAGCGAGGCUCCCCAGGUUUCGAUGGAGAUAAAGGAGAGAAGGGCGAGGAUGGGCCCCCGGGGUUCAAGGGCCUCAAAGGAGAGGCAGGGGCCAAAGGAGCCAUGGGGCUGUUUGGGGUCCGUGGACCAGUGGGCCAAAAGGGAGAUACUGGUGAGCCUGGAGUCAAUGGAGAAGUGGGUCGUAACGGGGACGAUGGAUUGGACGGAGCCACAGGAGCCAAAGGAGACAUGGGACUCCAGGGACAGAAGGGAGAUCAGGGUGACAGAGGUGAACCUGGCUUACCAGGGGAUACUGGGCAGACAGGAGUGAAGGGAUUCCGAGGCUUACCUGGACGCAUAGGAAGCACUGGGCAAGACGGAGAAAAGGGAGAGAUGGGUAUUCCUGGAACCCCAGGACAUCCAGGGCUCAAUGGACUCACAGGACGGAAGGGUGAAAAAGGGGACGGGGGUAUCAAUGGAGUAGAGGGAGCACCAGGACUAAGAGGAGAGAAGGGUGCCACUGGUUUCCCAGGGUUCCCUGGGUUUAAGGGGUCAGCAGGGACACCAGGCAGUGAUGGAGCGGAGGGGCGACCAGGACGUAAUGGGUCCAAGGGAGAGACAGGAACCAAGGGAGAGAGGGGCAGGAGAGGCAGAGGGAAGCCUUGUCAGACAGGACCACCUGGAAGUCCGGGACAAAGAGGAGGCAGUGGAGAGCUCGGAAACGAGGGACUAAAGGGAGAGAAAGGGGAACCCGGACUCUCUGCCGAGGAGGUGAAGGAUCUGGUCAACCAAGAGGUUGUGAACCAGUGCGGGAUGGACUUGAAGUUUAUGGUGAAGUCCAAGGACCCGGAUGCUGAGAGCAUGUUGUUUGAGAGGGAACCGGACGAGCCUGUAUCCAUCUUCACUCGCAGCCUACCUGAGGGUGAGAUGGGAGAGGAGGAAGAGGACAAGAAAAGACUUGUAAAGGAGCUGGUAGGAUCAACCACUCCUCCCCCCGUCCCCUUGCGAGAGGAGGGGACCCCAGGUGAUGACAACCUUACCGACUCUGGAGCCAACAGGGGAGCGGAUUGGGGACUGAGGCACAGGAGAAGAAGGGUUCCAGGAGUUGGGCCACGCUCAUCAGACUUGACCCCUGACCCCUGCCUGCUGCCCAUGUCAGAGGGGGGAUGUUGGGAGCAUGUCCUGCUGUGGUACUACCACCCCCACUCCGGGGAGUGCCGGCCGUUUGUCUACGGGGGUUGUGAGGGCAACCACAACCGCUUCAACACCAAACAAGAAUGUCAGAGGUGGUGUGGGAAAGAGAGGAGAGGUCUUGAGCCUAGAAGGUGAGAGGGAGCUGCCAAUCAAGACAAUUAUUUUUUUUGUAAAUGUCACACUGUAAAAUGUUCGAAUUUUUGUGCAGAUCUGGAUUUCUUAAAUAUUUAAAGUUAACUAAUGAUUUUCCACACUUGAGAGAAAUGCCCAUAUAGAGCAGAGCUGCAUGGGUUUCAUAUAUUUGCAAAAUCAUUCGAAAUGCUUUAUCUGUGCCUGUUUGAGCUUGCCUGGCUUAAUUACCCAAUAGAAAAGUCCCAAAACUGCAAAACCCUGUCCAUCUGGGACUCCAGGCAGUCUUUUAAGGUAACGCUCAAAUUAUUUUAAAAGUAUUUGAACCCAGGUCUAAUACAGCUAUUGUAUUUUCUAUGGACUAUGCCAAUUACAGUUGACUCACCAUGUGAAUGUUAUGAAUGUGUUCUUUCAUGUUUUAAUCAAAAGGUAGCCUUCACAUUCUAUAUUAGUAUAGUAUAGCACAUUCUAUAGUACUAUAGUAUAGCACAUUCUAUAGUACUAUAGUAUAGCACAUUCUAUAGUACUAUAGUAUGGCACAUGCUAUAGUACUAUAGUAUAGAAUAGCACAUUCUAUAGUACCAUAGUAUAGCACAUUCUAUAGUACUUUAGUAUAGUAUAGCACAUUCUAUAGUACCAUAGUAUAGCACGUUCUAUAGUACUAUAGUAUAGCACAUUCUAUAGUACUAUAGUAUAGCACAUUCUAUAGUACUAUAGUAAAGCACAUUCUAUAGUACUAUAGUAUAGCACAUUCUAUAGUACUAUAGUAUAGAACUUUCUAUAGUACCAUAGUAUAGCACGUUCUAUAGUAUAGCACAUUCUAUAGUACUAUAGUAUAGCACAUUCUAUAGUACUAUAGGAAAGCACAUUCUAUAGUACUAUAGUAUAGCACAUUCUAUAGUACUAUAGUAAAGCACAUUCUAUAGUACUAUAGUAUAGCACAUUCUAUAGUACUAU
Oncorhynchus kisutch (coho salmon) is the source of this 2987-nucleotide messenger RNA. RefSeq names its product collagen alpha-1(XXIII) chain. The transcript is spliced from 28 exons. Gene Ontology annotation, molecular function: serine-type endopeptidase inhibitor activity. Gene Ontology annotation, cellular component: extracellular matrix. NCBI's taxonomy places the organism in Eukaryota, Metazoa, Chordata, Actinopteri, Salmoniformes, Salmonidae. The record is from RefSeq and is a predicted model, not a curated record. The coding region runs from base 48 to 2036 and encodes 662 amino acids.